Messenger RNA from Colletotrichum karsti, 1200 nucleotides. RefSeq lists its product as uncharacterized. The transcript is spliced from 7 exons. NCBI's taxonomy places the organism in Eukaryota, Fungi, Ascomycota, Sordariomycetes, Glomerellales, Glomerellaceae. The record is from RefSeq and is a predicted model, not a curated record. Bases 1 to 1200 code for a protein of 399 amino acids.
AUGGCAGCCAACACAUCAGUGCCGUACGCCAACUUCAUGGACUCGCCGGAGUACGCCGGUGAUAAAGUAUUGCAGGUCAAUAUUGCACUCAUCGUCUGCACUUCUUUUAUCGUGGGCUUGAGACUGUAUGUGCGUGCUUUCAUGGCAAAGGCGUUAGGUCUCGACGACCUUCUAGCCUUCUUGGCUUGGGGAAUUUUAGUUACCCUAUCAUCCUUGGACAUACGACUGGUUCAGUAUGGUAGCGGAGCGCACCUUGAAUACAUACCGAAGCCAAAGUUUACGAUAUGGUUCGAAGGUAUCGUCACGAACGGCUUGAUAUACCUCGUUGGCACAGGACUUAUGAGGCUUUCCAUCGUCGCUUUCCUCCCUCGCCUAAGCCAAGAUAAAACUUAUCUUCUUCUCACAUAUGUCACUGGAUUCUUCGUCGUAGCCCAGACGCUUGGAUGCUUCAUAUAUCGAUUGACUCAAUGCAACCCAAUAUGGCAUUUGUGGAAGCCACCCUUCUUCCCCGGAAAGAAUUGCGUACCGCCCGAACACCAGAACACUAUGAUGGUGGCACAUCAGAUCAUUGGCUUGAUCCUCGACUUCGCCCUGAUGGGAUUACCCAUCUGGGUAGUUUACACCAAGAUGCUCUGGUCAAAAAUGGCGUUUCAAGUGAUUUGCGUUUUCAGCGUUGGCAUUUUCGUCGUAGCCACAGGUUGCGUUCGGCUAGUCAUGAUGAAAAAGCGCCAGUUUCUCGGAGAUCCGACUUUCAACAUGUCGACUAUCGGUAUCUGGACUGACCUGGAGGGGCACGUUGGCCUCUGGGUCGCAUCCUUCCCCGCGUUACAACCUCUCAUCCGCAUCCUGUCAUACAAGCUGGGCAUUCGCAGUAACAUACAGAGUUAUGGAAAAGACGGGCGUUCCAACACCGGCGGCGGCCAUAUGCGAUCUAACACGGGAGCUUGGUCUAGCGUUCCUGCCAGCAAGGCAGGGUAUGUGCGCAAGGGCAGCGGGGUUGAUGCCGACAGCCACAGCGAGAGGGAUCUGGUGCCUCAUGUUGAUGAGACGAGGAGCGUAGAGAUGAACAACAUGAAUACCCGAGUGUCUGGGAUUCAGAAGUCAGUCAAUGUUGAGAUUCGAGUGGAUAGAAUGCCAAAUCAAGGGGGGCAGUCGACCGAUGAUCCUUUCAAAGCCUCGAAGAGCUGGCUCGCCUUUUGA